UCCGCCCACUCUGUCAGGCAGGGACGCUGUUUGAAGGUGAAGGUCUUUGCCGUUUCAUCCCCGACACUGUCCUCUCCUCUGCCGUCUAUCUCUCCACCGUCCUUUCGCGACUGACAACUCUGCCGUUAUGUCUGCGUUCGCCGAGGUUCCGCAGGCCGCGCCCGUGGCCGUGUUCAAGCUGACUGCUGAUUUCCGCGACGACAAGGACUCGAAGAAGGUCAAUUUGGGAGUCGGAGCGUACCGUACGGAUGAGGGGCAGCCCUGGGUCCUGCCCGUGGUGAAGCGCGUUGAGAAGCUGCUGGUGGAGGACAACAGCCUGAACCACGAGUACCUGCCCAUCCUGGGCCUGCCCGAGUUCAGGUCCAACGCCUCCAAGAUCGCCCUGGGAGAUGACAGCCCUGCCAUCAAGGAGAACAGGGUGGGAGCAGUGCAGUGUCUGGGUGGAACUGGAGCUCUGAAGAUCGGAGCCGAGUUCCUGAGGCGCUGGUACAACGGAACUGACAAUUUAAAGACCCCCGUCUACGUCUCAGCUCCUACCUGGGAGAACCACAAUGCUGUGUUUGGCCAGGCUGGUUUUGUGGACGUGCGUCCUUAUCACUACUGGGAUGCUGAGAACAGGGGACUUGACAUCAAGGGCUUCCUGGGAGACAUGGAGGCGGCUCCUGAGCACUCCAUCUUCGUGCUGCAUGCGUGUGCCCACAACCCCACUGGCACCGACCCCACACAAGACCAGUGGAAGCAGAUCGCAGAGGUUAUGAAGAGGCGGAACCUGUUUGUGUUCUUCGACUCAGCCUAUCAGGGCUUUGCGUCAGGCUGUCUGGAUAAGGACGCCUGGGCCGUCCGCUACUUCAUAUCCGAGGGAUUCGAGAUGUUCUGCGCUCAGAGCUUCUCCAAGAACUUCGGCCUUUACAACGAGCGUGUGGGUAACCUGACAGUGGUGUGCCAGGACAGUGAGAAGCUGACGCGCGUCUUGUCUCAGAUGGAGAAGAUCGUCAGGGUGACCUGGUCCAACCCCCCCUCCCAGGGAGCACGCAUCGUCGCCACUACCAUCACCACACCAGAACUCUUCCAGGAAUGGAAGGACAAUGUUAAGACCAUGGCUGACCGCGUGCUGCUGAUGCGAGCCCAGCUGAGGGAGAAGCUGAUCGCUCUGGGCACCCCCGGCACCUGGGACCACAUCACACAGCAGAUCGGCAUGUUCUCAUUCACAGGACUCAACCCUAAGCAGGUGGAGUACAUGAUCAAGGAGAAGCACAUCUACCUGAUGGCCAGCGGUCGUAUCAACAUGUGCGGCCUCACCACCAAGAACAUCGACUACGUCGCAGAGUCCAUCCACGAUGCCGUCACUAAAGUCCAGUAAACACACAACCAACACCCUCCCUUCCCUAGCUGAACACCUUCCCUUCCCUAGCUGUGUGUGUGUGUGUGUGUGUGCGCCCAUGUACGCCCUCCCGUGUGCGCUUGUGUGUGUGUGUGUGUGUGUGACCAGCAGCAGCGACAAUUAUGUGGCCAAGUCCAUCCAUAAACCGGUCAGCACUGUCCAAUGUGUGUAUGUACGGUUCUGUAUGUGUGUGUGUGUGCGUGUGUGUGAGUGUGUGAUCCAUCUCUCAUCUCAGGCCCUGUCACAGACUUAACCUUUUAGAAGCACUUACACACACUUGCAUAUACACACGCACACACAUGGCACACGCCACCCUUACUGCUUACGCCUUGUGUCUGUCUGUGUGUGUGUGUGUGCGCGCUUGUGUAACUUGUUAAAUCCUUGUACUAAAGCCAGUGAACAGAACACACACACACACACACACACACACACAUACACAGGAGUGUGUUGAAUGUUAGACUGUAAAGGGUAUGAUAUGAAGACAUAGGAACUGUGCACUCUCCCCACUUUGUGUUUGCGUGAAUGUGCGUAUAAGUGUGUGUGUGUGUUUGCGUGAAUGUGCGUAUAAGUGUGUGUGUGUGUUUGCGUGAAUGUGCGUAUAAGUGUGUGUUUGUGUGUGUGUGUGUGUGUGUGUGUGUGUGUGUGUGUGUGUGUGUGUGUGUGUGUGUGUGUGUGUGUGUGUGUGUGUGUGUGUGUGUGUGUGUGUGUGUGUGUGUGUGUGUGUGUUCCUGUGUGUUGUGUUGUGUUGUGUAUCCUGGUGGACCAGGCACCUGAGCUGCAGCACAACUGAUGACUGAUGUCCUAUCAUGAGAAUCUCACAAACAAAACCAGUAAAUAAAUCAAUAAUAAAUACACAUGUGUACUGUA
Molecule: messenger RNA, 2248 nt
Organism: Engraulis encrasicolus (European anchovy)
Lineage: Eukaryota; Metazoa; Chordata; Actinopteri; Clupeiformes; Engraulidae
Gene: got1
Product: glutamic-oxaloacetic transaminase 1, soluble
Exons: 9
Coding region: 128-1360 (410 amino acids)
Biological process (GO): L-aspartate biosynthetic process
Cellular component (GO): cytosol
Molecular function (GO): L-aspartate:2-oxoglutarate transaminase activity; pyridoxal phosphate binding
Source: RefSeq, a predicted model, not a curated record